This is a messenger RNA of Tribolium castaneum (red flour beetle), 1952 nucleotides long. RefSeq names its product endothelin-converting enzyme 2. The record is from RefSeq and is a predicted model, not a curated record. Gene Ontology annotation, cellular component: plasma membrane. The transcript has 6 exons. The coding region runs from base 32 to 1933 and encodes 633 amino acids. Lineage: Eukaryota; Metazoa; Arthropoda; Insecta; Coleoptera; Tenebrionidae. Gene Ontology annotation, biological process: protein processing. Gene Ontology annotation, molecular function: metalloendopeptidase activity.
UAAAGGUUAAUAAACUGGUUAGUUGAGUGAAAUGCUGGCGAAAAGUCUGCUGGUUUUUGCCACACUUGUGCUAAUUAUUGACGUGCGGAACGCCAGCAAGUUGCCGCUCUUUCCCAAAACGCGGAAUUAUUCAGAUGAGUCAAUUUCCCCCUGCUCCAACUUUUACGCCUACGCCUGCAACACUUGGACCAAACAGGCCAAAAAACCGACAUUUGAACCCGUAUGGAACCCCUGGAUGGCCGUUAAUCACAAAAUCAAACGUCGAUUAUCCCAAAUUUUAACUCGUCACGACUCCUUCUUAACCCAACCACAAUUUUUUUACCGCUCCUGCCUUAACACUAAAGACCACUUGAACGAAUUAAAAACCUUCAUUGAUAAUUUAGGUGGUUGGUCGUUAAUUGCGAAUAAACGGGACGACAAUGAGUGGUUCCAACAACUGGCUGUGGUUACUCGAAUUUUGGGGAUUCACCCAAUUUUGAAAAUCCACGUCGAUUUGGACUACAAGGACCCGAAAAGUUAUGCCAUUUACGUCGAACCGGGGAAUUUGAUUUUCCCCGAGUAUAUUUUGACCGGUUUUGAGUACAAAACCGAACUGGAAGCGUACGAAAAGUGGAUCUAUGAGACCGUGAAUCAUUUAUCUGGGGGCAAAAAACGCAUAAAUAAGGACCAAAUUAGAGAAAUCAUCAAAUUUGAAAUGUACUUAGCGACUGCGCGAAACAACGACGCGAGAAAUGAACGCACAACUGUUGAAAAAUUGUCGCAGAAAUUUUCAAUUGAUUGGAUCAAAUUUCUCGACUACAUUUUCGGGAGCUUUUCAAUUAUAGCCCCGAAUACGACUGUGAUAGUCAAGAAUUACAAUUAUUUGAAAAAACUGUUCCUUCUAGUCAGUCAAGUGGGGAACAGGGUUGCACGGAAUUAUUUGAUGUGGUCGGUCAUUAAGGACUUAUCCCGAGACACUGAUCGUUAUUUGAGAAACUUAAAUUUUUUGAUCGACCAAGCGAUUCUAGGGGUCCAGGAAGAUUUGUCGCGUGAAUUUGAAUGUCUGGACAAAGUUAUUGCACACUUUAGCCCUUUGUUGGUCCCCAAAUAUUUAAAAUUAUUCGUCAAUCCCCGAAUUUUCCCCGAUGUUAAAUCAAUGGUUGAAUCAAUCAAAAGCGAAUUCGUCCAGAUUUUGUUGCAAUGUGAUUGGUUGAGCAACGAAGGGAAAUCGGUACUUGUUGAGAAAAUUAAAAAUAUUAAGUUGCACUUGGGGUACCCUUCUUGGAAUUUCCACGCUCUUAAAAGACAUUACGGCAAAGUAAAAAUGACCGAUAAUCAUUUCAUAAAUACGCUUGCAUUGAAACAAUUCAAAACAUCGCACAGUUUGGCCCGUUUAGCUGAGCAAAAACCACAAACACUGUGGCCCUCAAGCCCGUUCGACGUGAACGCCUAUUACAGCGUCCUCCAAAAUUCAAUUUUUAUUCCUUUAGGAAUGUUAGAAGCGCCGUUCUACCAAUACAAAAGAGAGGAAAUUUCGAAUUUUGGGGCUUUAGGUUCGCUCAUUGGCCACGAAAUUUCGCACUCUUUGGAUCCAGCAGGUAUUUUAGCUGACCCAAGUGGAAAAAUCAGGAAGUGGUUGCCAGAUCGGGACUUAAAGCUUUACAAAAAUCGAAUUUCGUGCUUUAAUGGUAGUCACACAAUUGGCGAAACAAUCGCCGAUUCAAACGGGUUAAAAAUUAGCAUAAAUGCGUUCAAAAAACGAAGUCCUGGGCGGAAAAAUGGGCAGUUUUUUAUCAGCUUUGCUCAGGUUUGGUGCGAGAUUUCGGAAGACACUGACAUUUUCACAGGAGACGAACACGCCCCUGUUUCCCAGCGAAUCCAACACAUUUUAUCCAACGAAGACUUUCAAAAAACGUUCAAUUGUGGCGCGAAAACUUCAUGUGACUUGUGGUAGAAAUAAAUUUUAAAAGUGA